ACUACUAUAUAAAGGGAAACCCGUCACUCUUCCUCGCCCACUCUGCAGGUUCAAUAUGGCGAUUCACGAACGAAACCCUCUUUUGAUUUCUGCAAUCUUUGUAUCUCUCGUCGCCAUCGCCUCUGCCAAAGUUUUCUUCGAAGAACGCUUUGAUGAGGGAUGGGAAAGCCGCUGGGUAAACUCUGACUGGAAAAGAGAUGAGAACAUGGUGGGAGAGUGGAAUUACACUUCUGGAAAAUGGAAUGGAGAUCCCAAUGACAAAGGCAUUCAAACUAGUGAAGAUUACAGGUUCUAUGCUAUUUCAGCCGAGUUUCCAGAAGUGAACAACAAGGAUAAGACUCUAGUGUUUCAAUUUUCAGUCAAGCAUGAGCAGAAACUUGAUUGUGGUGGUGGCUACAUGAAGUUGAUCAGCGGUGACAUUGACCAGAAGAAAUUUGGUGGUGAAACCCCAUACAGCAUCAUGUUUGGGCCUGAUAUAUGCGGCUAUAGCACCAAGAAAGUACAUGCUAUUCUUACCUACAACGGAACAAACCACUUGAUCAAAAAGGAAGUUCCUUGUGAGACUGACCAGCUCACUCAUGUUUAUACAUUCAUUCUACGUCCAGAUGCUACCUACAGCAUCCUUAUUGAUAAUGUUGAGAAACAAACUGGUAGCUUGUACACUGAUUGGGAUCUUCUUCCACCAAAGAAAAUCAAGGAUCCUGAGGCCAAGAAGCCUGAAGAUUGGGAUGACAAAGAAUACAUCCCUGAUCCAGAAGAUAAGAAGUCCGAGGGAUAUGACGACAUUCCCAAAGAAAUCACAGACCCUGAUGCUAAGAAGCCUGAAGAUUGGGAUGAAGAAGAAGAUGGUGAAUGGACAGCCCCAACCAUUCCUAAUCCUGAAUACAAGGGCCAGUGGAAGCCCAAGAAAAUCAAGAACCCUAACUACAAGGGAAAGUGGAAGGCACCAAUGAUUGACAACCCUGAUUUCAAGGAUGACCCCGAUCUCUAUGUUUUCCCCAGCUUGAAGUACGUUGGCGUUGAGUUGUGGCAGGUGAAAUCCGGAACACUGUUUGAUAACAUCUUAGUCUCUGAUGAUGUUGAGUACGCCAAGAAACUAGCCGAAGAAACAUGGGGCAAGCAGAAGGAUGCCGAGAAGGCAGCAUUUGAGGAGGAAGAGAAAAAAAGAGAGGAAGAGGAAUCAAAGGAUGACCCUGUUGAUUCUGAUGCCGAGGACGAGGAUGAUGAUACCGGUGAUGCUGAAGGAAGUGAGUCUGAUUCCGAUACCAAGUCGGACUCCAGCAAAGACAGUGCCAAGGAAGAUGCAGUAGAACAUGAUGAACUAUAAGGAAAGAGCACUGCAAUAUUUUGCUGACAGACUGGUUUGGAGGUCAAGUUUUGCAUUAGUUAGAAAAAGAAUUGUAGUGUUGGGUGUUUUUCUUUAGAGGCGGAUUUGCAUGUUACGUACAAGCAGACAGAGAAGUGCGAGUAAUGCGUUUUCGUUAACCGAAAGAGAGGGGAUGGUUUUUAUGCUGAGACUAAAGAUUUAUCCAAUAGCUCUUAAUA
This is a messenger RNA of Hibiscus syriacus, 1545 nucleotides long. Its product is annotated as calreticulin-like. The transcript has 14 exons. Gene Ontology annotation, cellular component: endoplasmic reticulum membrane; endoplasmic reticulum. The coding region runs from base 56 to 1327 and encodes 423 amino acids. The record is from RefSeq and is a predicted model, not a curated record. Gene Ontology annotation, biological process: protein folding. Gene Ontology annotation, molecular function: calcium ion binding. Lineage: Eukaryota; Viridiplantae; Streptophyta; Magnoliopsida; Malvales; Malvaceae.